AUGGCGGAGCACUCGGGCCCCGACAACAAGCACAAACCCGCCGCCAACUCUGUGGCGCUGCUCAACAGCCGCACUGGGGCAGGCGGCGGUAGCGCGGCGCCGGCAGCUGCCGGCGGCCCCCCGGCGGGCGGAGGCGGCCUGUCGGGGGGCCUGUCGCAGCCAGCGGGCUGGCAGUCGCUCCUCUCCUUCACCAUCCUUUUCCUGGCCUGGCUGGCCGGCUUCAGCUCCCGGCUCUUUGCCGUCAUCCGCUUCGAAAGCAUCAUCCACGAGUUCGACCCCUGGUUUAACUAUAGAUCAACACAUCAUCUUGCAUCACAUGGGUUUUACGAAUUUUUAAAUUGGUUUGAUGAAAGAGCAUGGUAUCCAUUGGGAAGAAUAGUAGGUGGAACAGUAUAUCCAGGACUGAUGGUGACAGCAGGCCUUAUACAUUGGAUUUUAAACAUGCUUAAUGUGACAGUCCAUAUAAGAGAUGUAUGUGUGUUCUUAGCACCAAUUUUUAGCGGCCUUACAGCUAUUUCUACGUUCCUGCUCACCAGAGAACUGUGGAACCAGGGAGCAGGGCUUUUAGCUGCCUGUUUUAUUGCCAUAGUUCCAGGUUACAUAUCCCGAUCAGUAGCAGGAUCAUUUGAUAAUGAAGGCAUAGCUAUUUUUGCACUGCAGUUCACAUACUAUUUAUGGGUGAAGUCUGUGAAAACUGGGUCAGUUUUUUGGACAAUCUGCUGCUGUCUAUCCUACUUUUACAUGGUCUCUGCAUGGGGUGGUUAUGUUUUCAUCAUCAACCUUAUUCCACUGCAUGUGUUUGUUCUGUUACUGAUGCAGAGAUACAGCAGGAGGGUCUACAUUGCAUAUAGCACUUUCUAUAUUGUGGGUUUAAUAUUAUCGAUGCAGAUACCUUUUGUGGGAUUUCAGCCAAUUAGAACAAGUGAACACAUGGCAGCUGCAGGUGUCUUUGCACUGUUGCAGGCAUAUGCAUUUUUGCAGUAUCUGAGAGACAGAUUAACAAAGCAAGAAUUUCAGACAUUGUUCUUCUUGGGUGUCUCACUAGCUGCUGGUAUUGUAUUCCUGAGUGUCAUCUAUUUGACAUACACAGGUUAUAUUGCUCCUUGGAGUGGCAGAUUUUAUUCAUUGUGGGACACUGGGUAUGCGAAAAUUCACAUCCCGAUCAUUGCCUCUGUGUCUGAGCAUCAGCCUACAACAUGGGUUUCCUUCUUUUUUGAUCUGCAUAUUCUCGUGUGUACUUUCCCAGCAGGGCUGUGGUUCUGUAUCAAAAACAUCAAUGAUGAAAGAGUCUUUGUUGCUCUGUAUGCCAUCAGUGCCGUGUACUUUGCUGGUGUGAUGGUUCGGCUGAUGCUCACUUUGACUCCAGUGGUCUGUAUGCUGUCUGCAAUUGCUUUCUCCAAUGUCUUUGAGCGUUACUUGGGUGAUGAUAUGAAGAGGGAAAACCCACCAGUAGAGGACAGCAGUGAUGAGGAUGACAAAAGAAACCCUGGCAACCUGUAUGAUAAGGCAGGCAAAGUGAGAAAACAUGUAUCUGAACAGGAAAAAACAGAGGAAGGGCUGGGUCCCAAUAUCAAAAACAUUGUUACUAUGCUGAUGCUGAUGUUGUUGAUGAUGUUUGCUGUUCACUGUACCUGGGUAACUAGCAAUGCAUACUCCAGCCCCAGCGUUGUUCUUGCUUCCUAUAACCAUGAUGGCACUAGGAAUAUCCUAGAUGACUUCAGAGAAGCAUACUACUGGCUGAGGCAAAACACAGAUGAGCAUGCCAGAGUGAUGUCGUGGUGGGACUAUGGUUAUCAGAUAGCAGGAAUGGCCAACCGGACAACCUUGGUUGAUAACAACACCUGGAACAACAGCCAUAUAGCACUGGUGGGAAAGGCAAUGUCAUCAAACGAGUCAGCAGCAUAUGAGAUCAUGAGAAGCCUGGAUGUGGAUUACGUUUUGAUUAUUUUUGGUGGUGUGAUUGGCUACUCUGGUGAUGAUAUUAAUAAAUUCUUAUGGAUGGUGAGAAUAGCAGAGGGGGAACAUCCCAAAGACAUUAGGGAAAGUGAUUACUUUACUCCUCAGGGAGAAUUCCGGGUAGACAAGGCAGGUUCUCCAACUUUGCUGAACUGCCUCAUGUAUAAAAUGUCUUAUUACAGAUUUGGAGAGAUGCAGCUGGAUUUUCGGACACCCCCGGGAUUCGAUCGUACGCGCAAUGCUGAGAUAGGCAACAAAGACAUUAAAUUUAAACAUCUGGAGGAAGCCUUUACCUCAGAGCACUGGCUUGUUAGAAUAUACAAGGUGAAACAACUAGACAACAGAGAGACAUUGGAUCACAAACCUAGAGUAACCAACAUUGUACCGAAACAGAAGUAUUUGUCAAAGAAGACCUCCAAAAGGAAGCGUGGCUACAUUAAGAAUAAACUAAUUUUAAAGAAAGGCAAGAGACCCAACAGGAAGACAGUUUAAAUACACUGUUCUGAUUGCUAAUACGAAGCAGUUGUCCUUGAGAUAACCAGUCUUUGCCUUUAGCUCAAGUCAUGUUUCACAGCAACAUGAGGGUACAGAACCAACAUUGGUCCAGAUUAUUGUACAAAUUUUUUCAGGCAAUGUCUGAUUAAAAAUAUUGGCUUAUUGAGAACAGCUGUUUUAGAUUUGUAAUGUGAAGCAAGACAGAGCUGCUAUCCAAGUCUAGCAGCAUUUUUUCUAUUGGUACAUAUUAUCCUUCAAAUCUGUUGAGAAUUUGGACUGACUGCACCAAAGAACCCUGUAAUUUGGUCCUUGGCACAUGCAUACUUGUCAAUCUUCUUUUGGAAAACACUCUUCAGCUGAAUAGCAGCAGUGUGUAAACUGGAAUG
Indicator indicator is the source of this 2837-nucleotide messenger RNA. It is a transcript of the gene STT3B, whose product is annotated as STT3 oligosaccharyltransferase complex catalytic subunit B. The transcript has 16 exons. Gene Ontology annotation, biological process: post-translational protein modification. Lineage: Eukaryota; Metazoa; Chordata; Aves; Piciformes; Indicatoridae. The record is from RefSeq and is a predicted model, not a curated record. Gene Ontology annotation, cellular component: membrane. Bases 1 to 2448 code for a protein of 815 amino acids. Gene Ontology annotation, molecular function: dolichyl-diphosphooligosaccharide-protein glycotransferase activity.